CAGCGCAGUGUCCAUGGUGGUCAGGUGACCAGCAGCAGCAGGCGGGCUCUCCUCAGCUUCUUCUUCGCUUUUGGCACCAAUGUCGAAGGUGUUUGAGCCUGGAAGAAAUGGACUCUGGCAAUGCUCGAAUUUGAUCAUUCAGAGAUCCGAUCCGUCGAGUCUGUGAAUGGCGCCAAAACAGGACCCUAAACCUAAAUUUCAAGAAGGUGAAAGAGUCCUGUGCUUUCAUGGGCCAUUGCUUUAUGAAGCUAAGUGCGUAAAGAUCAACAUAAAGGAUAAACUGAUCAAAUACUUUAUUCAUUACAGCGGAUGGAACAAAAACUGGGAUGAAUGGGUUCCUGAAAGCAGAGUUCUCAAAUAUGUGGACAGCAACCUUGCGAAACAAAAAGAGCUUCAAAAGGCCAAUCAGGACCAUUAUGUUGAGGGAAAGAUGAGGGGUUUAGCACCAACUAAGAAGAUUGCUGCUGUGCAGCAGAAAAAUGUUGAUCUGAAAGUGAAAAAGGCAAAGCAGAAGACCCCAGGGCCGGGUGAAGGCACCAGCAGCGGAGAAACGCUGCAGGGACCACGGAAGAAGAGGGCUCGGGUUGAUCCCACUGUGGAGAGUGAGGAAAUGUUCACCAACCGUGUGGAGGUGAAAGUGAAGAUCCCUGAAGAGCUGAAACCCUGGCUAGUGGAUGAUUGGGACCUCAUCACACGACAAAAACAGUUAUUUCAUCUGCCUGCUAAGAAGAAUAUAGAGACUGUCUUGGAGGACUAUGCAAACUACAAGAAAUCAAAAGGAAACUCGGACAAUAAGGAGUAUGCGGUAAAUGAAGUGGUUGCAGGGAUACGGGAGUACUUUAACGUCAUGCUGGGAACACAGCUGCUUUACAAGUUUGAGAGGCCGCAGUACGCCGAGAUCCUGGCUGAACACCCAGACAUGCCCAUGUCUCAGGUGUAUGGAGCCCCGCACUUACUGCGUCUGUUUGUGCGAAUUGGUUCCAUGCUGGCCUACACUCCACUGGACGAGAAGAGUCUGGCUUUGCUCCUCAGUUACCUCCAAGAUUUCCUGAAGUAUCUGGUAAAGAAUUUGUCCACCCUGUUGAGUGCCACUGAUUACGAGGUCGCUCCCCCAGAGUACCACCGCAAGGCUGUGUGAAAGCUCUCAGUGCUCCUGAAGAGACUCCUCUAUCACACCACAUGUAAAAUAACCAUUACUACCUUUUGAGGUCACGCUUGGAUGAGAUUUUUUUUUUCUUGAACUGAAUUGCCUCCUCCAAAAAGGUCUCGGAAGUUUGUCGCACUGAGGAAGUAGAAAAGAAACUUAAGAAACCUCUUUUUGUUAAUAAAAUGUCUCCUCUUUUCUC
This is a messenger RNA of Eleginops maclovinus (Patagonian blennie), 1346 nucleotides long. RefSeq names its product mortality factor 4-like protein 1. Gene Ontology annotation, cellular component: nucleus; NuA4 histone acetyltransferase complex. Gene Ontology annotation, biological process: regulation of DNA-templated transcription; chromatin organization. The coding region runs from base 167 to 1138 and encodes 323 amino acids. The record is from RefSeq and is a predicted model, not a curated record. The transcript is spliced from 12 exons. Lineage: Eukaryota; Metazoa; Chordata; Actinopteri; Perciformes; Eleginopidae.